Messenger RNA from Melitaea cinxia (Glanville fritillary), 1733 nucleotides. RefSeq lists its product as uncharacterized. The coding region runs from base 16 to 1485 and encodes 489 amino acids. Lineage: Eukaryota; Metazoa; Arthropoda; Insecta; Lepidoptera; Nymphalidae. The transcript has a single exon. Gene Ontology annotation, molecular function: nucleic acid binding. The record is from RefSeq and is a predicted model, not a curated record. Gene Ontology annotation, biological process: DNA integration.
AGAUUACAAAGAACAAUGGCAUACGUCAUUCGGUUUAUAAACAAUUUAAAAAAUCGCAAGAAUAGGCUCUCUGGUAUAUUAACUGUCGAUGAACUAAAUGAAGCUUUUAAAUCAUUAUGUUUAAUAGCUCAGCAACAAAGUUUUUCUGUAGAAUACAAAAUCUUACGUAAUAAUAAACAAUUAAAUUCUAAAUCUAAAAUUUUAAAUUUAUCACCUUAUAUUGACGAGGAUAAGUUAUUGCGAGUUGGCGGACGUCUAGAUACUUCUAACUAUUCCUAUGAUAAAAUUCAUCCAAUACUUUUAGAUUCAUCACAUCAUUUGUGUAAAUUAUUAUUCAGAUAUGAACAUAUUCGUAAUAUGCAUGCCGGUCCUCAACUGCUGCUGGCUACAAUUAGGCAAACAGUUUGGCCAAUUAGGGGUAGACUAUUAGCACGUUCUACCGUUCGUAAUUGUGUGCGUUGUCGACGAGUGCAGGGUAAUACAUUGUUGCCAAAAAUGGGGAAAUUGCCUUCACAACGCAUUACUCCUGACUUCCCUUUCAAGUCCGUUGGAACUGACAUGGCCGGACCAUUCUAUAUUGUAAAUCGUAAAGGCCGCGGGGCCAGGUUAAUGAAAUGCUAUCUUUGUUUAUUUAUUUGCCUUCGUUUUAAAUGUUUACACUUAGAGGCCGUUAGUGACCUCUCUAAAGAUGCCUUCAUCAUGACUUUGCAUAGAUUUGUUUCGCGCCGCGGUAAACCAGCUGAGAUCUAUUCUGAUAACGGACGCAAUUUUGUAGGAGCGGCAAGGGAGCUCAGUAAAUUCACCGAUACACAAAACAUCGCGUUAACUGAAUUUACAGCUCAGCAAAACAUCAAAUUUAACUUCACUCCAUCUUACUCUCCUCACUUCGGCGGCAUAUGGGAGGCCGGUGUGAAAUCGGCAAAGUAUCAUAUCAAACGAGUCAUGGGAAAUUCACAUUUAACUUUUGAAGAAAUUCUAACUUUGUUUGCACAAGUGGAGGCUAUUUUGAAUAGUCGUCCCUUGUGCCCAUUAUCCACUUCCCCUGACGAUUUCCUUUUCCUUUCCCCAGGGCACUUCUUGAUCGGAAGACCACUAAAUGCUCUGCCGGCUCGCGCCUUGGAGAAUGAAAAGGAACCGCAAUUGAAACGCUACGCACGACUCGAGCAAAUCAGGCAACAUUUCUGGCUGAGGUGGCAAAAGGAGUACAUCUGCGAACUACAAAUACGUACAAAAUGGAAAACAAACAAGGCUAAACUAAAGGUUGGAGACUUGGUGCUCAUAAGUGAAGAUUCCCUGCCGCCGUUAUGCUGGAGUACCGGACGAGUAACCAGGCUAUAUCCAGGGCCAGAUGGGAUUCCUCGUGUUGCUGAUGUUCAGACCACGGUGGGUUGUUAUCGCCGUCCUCUGGUUCGCCUCUGCCCGUUACUCGACGAUGAAGACACAGAGUUGAAGAAUCUGGAUUCUUCAACGGGGGGAGUAUGUUAAGGAACGUCUCACAUUUUCAUUGCGGUGCAACUCUAUAACGAUUCACAUCGUGUGAUCCAUGCUUAAUUUAUCGGUUAUCGGUGUGAAGUAUCUAUAUAGACUGUGAGUGCAAUAGACAAUCAGUGAUGUGACAGAACGUUGGGUAUAUAAGACAGUGAUUUGACAUGUAAACUCUCUUUCCCUUACUUCUUCUCGUCGUGCGAAGUGUUUGCGUAAUCUUGUAAUUUGCAAUACAGAAUAAUUAACUU